This is a messenger RNA of Schizophyllum commune H4-8, 1750 nucleotides long. RefSeq names its product FAD/NAD(P)-binding domain-containing protein. Lineage: Eukaryota; Fungi; Basidiomycota; Agaricomycetes; Agaricales; Schizophyllaceae. The record is from RefSeq and is a predicted model, not a curated record. The transcript is spliced from 10 exons. Bases 343 to 1686 code for a protein of 447 amino acids. Gene Ontology annotation, molecular function: FAD binding. Gene Ontology annotation, biological process: secondary metabolite biosynthetic process.
CCACAGAUUUCCACAGACGUACCGCGUCACCAGUUGCAUAUCGGCACUACUCAUGCACCAGAAAGCAUAGUGCAUUCUCUUCCCGCUCACCUUCGUGCAGAUCGGGAGUCCAUAGCACUAGCUUCGCCCCCAUAUUCCUAUCCGCUGCCGCCGCAAUUCACAGGUCGACAUUCUCAUCAUCCCGCUGCGCCUAUCGGCCUCCGGGGGCACACCGGGGAACCGAUGAGAAAGAGGUCGGCACCGUGUACUCCAAUAUAGCGCUGUGGCCGCCCAUCUGCUGGAUAGGGGGACGUCUUCAACUAUCGCUCACCUGUUCCCAGAACUUCAUCCGACCUAUUCAUCAUGGCCGCACCCGCUCCUCGCAAGAUCAACAUCGCUAUCAUUGGUGGCGGCAUCGGCGGCCUCGCCCUCGUCCUCGCCAUUCAGCACUUCUGCGACCUGGACCAGCUCGAAGUCAAUGUCUACGAGUCCGCCGCCCAGAUCUCGCAGAUCGGCGCGGGCAUCAAUGUCUGGGAGAGGGUGUACGACAUCCUCACCGAGCUUGGUAUGGAGGCGGAGUUCGCGACUCACCUGCGCGAAGGGGAGACUUCAUUCACCUGCCGCAAGAGCGAUCAGCCAGAAGGCGUCACCUUUCGAGAGGUAUCUUUGGAUCAGUCAGGAAAGAUGCUGUUGAUGCAUCGCGCGGACGUCCAGGAUAUCUUCCUCAAGUAUAUCUCGCCGGACGUCAAGAUGCACCUCUCGCACCGCCUCGAGAGCUACUCGUAUAACGACGCCGCGGCCCAGCGCAUCGAGCUCAAGUUUCGCGGUGGCCAGAAGGCACAGUGCGACCUGCUCAUUGCUGCGGAUGGUGUCCAUUCCGCCGUUCGCCAGGUCUUUUUGCCUCGUUUGGCGAAGAAGCUUGACAAGCCGGAGCUCCUGGAGUCCCUCGAUCCCAUCUUCAGCGGCAGUCGCGUCUUCCGCGGCCUCGUACCUGCCGAAGAACUAUCCAACGUUUGGCCCAACCACCCCGCGCUGACCAAACCUCAUCAGUAUUGCGGACUGGACAAGCACAUCGUUACGUACCCAGUCUCCCGCGGUCGCUUCGUCAACGUCGUACCGUUCUACACCGACUACUCUCAGGAGGAUACGCCGUUCACGGGCUCGUACAUAGGAAGUGCGACCAAUGAAGAGCUCCUGCAGGAGUACGACGGUUGGGAACCGGAAGUAAUGACGUUGCUCAAAUGCAUUCCCACUCCAUCGCACUGGUCUGUACUCACCAUGAAGCCGUUUGACAUAUGGGCGGACGAGGGUGUCAUGCUCCUCGGAGAUGCUGCCCAUGCAAUGACGCCGCAUCUUGGCGCUGGCGCAGGACAAGCGAUCGAGGACGCUUACAUCCUCGCGCGAGUUCUCGGUCAUGUACAGAAGAAAGGCCCUCUGGAGAUGCUCUCCGACGAGACCAUGAAGCUCUACAAUCGUCUUCGCCCACCCAUCGCUAAUUUUGUGCAAGCUCGCGCAAAGCUACAGACUCGCUUCUACGAAUUCCGCGAGGAGGAUGUGGACCUAUCGCUUGUCCAGGCUGACUCCCCGAUCUACACAGAAUCCGAUCGCUUGGCCAAGCUGGGUGCAGGGAUCUGGGAUGGGUUCCAUUGGAGUCAGCACAGCAUCGUACGGAAGACGGAUGCAGAAGUGGCCAAUCUGCUGUCCUGAACAUGCCGCCCCGUCGAUAGAAGCAUCAGUAGAAUUGUGAAAAUGAACUGCAUCCUUUCGAACC